UAGUGGAAAGAAAAUAUGCCAGCCUGAAAUAGCCUACAGCCUUACCUCAAGGCACAAACACCCACACUCACUUUCUCUCUCUAUCUGGUCUCCAAUUUGUCAAUCAUCACUCUUCUCCUUUUCUAAUUUCUUCAGAAAUAUCAGCUGAAUCGGAAAAACUUCCGCCGGUAAACGCUUCUCCGGCUAAGUUCGCCGGAAAUGUGGAACCUCCGUUCUAUUUCGUGCCUCCUGCUCCUUUGCUGCUCAGCUGCAUUUGUUUCUGCUCAAAGAUCUGACAAUGCUACCUCUAAAUGGCUUACAUUGAGCGGAGAUGCACCGAAAGUCAUAGCUCGUGGCGGCUUUUCUGGGUUAAUGCCCGAUUCAAGCUUUAAUGCUUAUGCUUUGGCAAGCGCGAUUAGCGUCGCCGAUUGGGUUGCUUGGUGUGAUGUUCAACUCACGAAAGAUGGGGUUGGCAUUUGUUUAUCUGAUAUCAGGCUCGACAAUUCUUCUGACGUUGAUGUUCUCUUCAAAAACAAGCAGAAUACCUACUUGGUGAACGGUGUUCCUCAGAAAGGAUGGUUUUCUGUAGAUUACAAUUUCAAGGAUUUGGCGCUUGUCACCUUGAAACAAGGAGUGUAUUCACGAUCUCCAAGAUUUGAUGGCACCCCCCAGCAAAUUCUUACUGUCCAGGAGGUAGCUACCCAAGUCAAACCUCCAGGUUUAUGGUUGAAUAUCCAGCAUGACUCCUUCUACAGCCAGCACAAUCUGAGUAUGAGAAGCUUUGUUGUUUCCCUGUCUAGAAGUGUAAUUAUCAACUAUAUUUCAUCACCUGAGGUGAAUUUUCUCCGAAGUAUCGCAAGGCGAUUCAAUCCACGAGUGACAAAAUUCGUUUUCCGGUUUCUCGGCGAGGAUGAUACUGAGCCAUCAACGAAUCAAACAUACGGUUCUUUGUUAAAGAAUCUCACAUUUGUUAAAACCUUCGCCUCAGGGAUUCUUGUUCCCAAACACUAUAUCUGGCCAGUGGACAACAGUUUGUACUUGCAGCCGCAUACCUCAGUCGUUUUGGAUGCUCAUAAGGAAGGUCUUGAGAUUUUUGCAGCCGACUUUGCUAAUGACGUACCUUCUGCUUAUAAUUAUAGUUAUGAUCCUGUAGCUGAGUAUUUAUCCUAUAUUGACAACGGUGACUUCUCGGUGGACGGAGUGCUAUCUGACUUCCCAUUGACUCCAUCAUCGUCAGUAGAUUGCUUCUCUCAUUUGGGCAAGAAUGAUAAACCUCAAGUAAAGCUUCAGAUUAUUACAUCUGAAGGAGCAAGUGGUGACUAUCCUGGUUGCACUGAUUUAGCAUACACAAAGGCUGCUUCCGAUGGUGCAGAUGUUCUCGACUGUCCUGUCCAAAUGACUAAAGAUGGAAUACCUUUCUGUCUUGGUUCGAUAAAUCUGAUAGACAAGACCACUGCGGCCCAAUCGCCAUUCAGCAACAUUACUACCACUGUCCCUGAGCUUAAGAUAACAAAUGGAAUACUCACUAUCAACCUUACUUGGACCGAGAUUCAAAGCCUGAAACCGGCAAUAUCAAACCCAUGGUCAGUGUUUAGAUUGUUUCGGAAUCCAAAGGCCAGAAAUGACGGAAACUUUAUGUCGUUAGCGGACUUCUUGACAUUUGCCAAAAAUGCUACUUCUGUUUCUGGUGUGAUGAUCAGCAUAGAGAAUGCAGCAUACCUGGCGAAGCAGGGAUUAGGUGUAACUGGUGCUGUUCUGGACGCCUUAAACAAAUCUGGUUACAAUAAUCAGACAGCUAAGAAAGUUUUGAUCCAGUCAACUGACAGUUCUGUUCUGGAAGAAUUUAAGAAAAGUAGUUAUGAACUUGUUUAUGGGGUUGGGGAUGAUAUCCGUGAUAUUGAGAGCUCAACUAUAUUGGAGAUCAAGACCUUUGCAAAAUCUGUUAUCAUAACUAAGAAAUCUGUCUUCCCCAGCGAGGAUGCAUUUAUCAUUGCACAAACGAAUGUAGUGCAGAAGCUGCAGUCAUCAAAUCUCACAGUAUAUGUACAACUCUUCGACAAUGAGUUUGUGUCUCAAGCAUGGGACUUUUUCUCAGAUUCAUCUCUUGAGUUAAACAACUAUGCUGUUGGAGCUGGCAUUGAUGGUGUUAUUACAGAAUACCCUGCCACAGCGGCUAGAUACCGAAGGAACCGUUGUUUAGGGUUCAAAGACUUGCCACCAUAUAUGAGCCCUGUACAACCUGGGAGUCUCCUAGGACUCAUGGCUCCUCAGUUUUUGCCACCAGCUGAAGCUCCCAACCCGGUACUCACUGAAAGUGAUGUGGUUGAGCCACCUCUUCCACCUGUGGCAAAGAUAAACCCAUCUAAUGACAAUGGGUCAGCUAUUGCUCCCACUCCUCCAAAUGGCCAAUCCUCCGUUGUUGCUAGCAUUCUCAUGAGCUCUGUUGCAAUUCUUCUUGCAACUGUUAUGGUAGUUUGAUGACCAUUUCUGCCGCGGUGCCACCAUUUUGUACAAUUUGUUUCGCCAUCUUACUGAACAAACUUAUGGUAGUUAUGGAGUCACACAUGACGGAUAGUCCGAUCAGCUCAUAUAACACGUGAUUGUUCCUUGUAUUUUCCACGUACCAAAUUUUCAGCUUUUGUCUAUUCUUUUCAUUCUUCCUUGGUUCUAUUUUUCAUCCCUUUCCUCUUUUUCCUUUUCUAUUUCAUUUUGGCUCAGAUUGAGUGGGUGUUUCGGGUUAUUGCCUAUUUAUUGUAAGAAUUCUGUAUUGAAUAUAAGCAAUGAUCAAAAGUAGUACUAGUUACAACUGUUAUUUUAGUUA
This is a messenger RNA of Nicotiana attenuata, 2800 nucleotides long. Its product is annotated as glycerophosphodiester phosphodiesterase GDPDL3-like. Gene Ontology annotation, molecular function: glycerophosphodiester phosphodiesterase activity. The coding region runs from base 199 to 2457 and encodes 752 amino acids. The record is from RefSeq and is a predicted model, not a curated record. NCBI's taxonomy places the organism in Eukaryota, Viridiplantae, Streptophyta, Magnoliopsida, Solanales, Solanaceae. The transcript is spliced from 9 exons. Gene Ontology annotation, biological process: lipid metabolic process.